Messenger RNA from Monascus purpureus, 3804 nucleotides. The record is from the annotation of a GenBank genome assembly. Lineage: Eukaryota; Fungi; Ascomycota; Eurotiomycetes; Eurotiales; Aspergillaceae.
AUGCGACAACUGUCACAGCCGGAAAAUAGCUCGAUCCGCUCAGCGUUUGACUCGUUGCUGCCAAUUCCCGGUCUCUGGAAGGCGAUGAGUAUUGGCAACCUUCCUCGCGUCAUUGCGGUGAAGUGCGAUGAGGAAAUCAUCCGCUACCUCCGUUUUAUCAAGGACUUCUGGUCAUCGCUAGUCGAGCAUGACCGAUCCCAAAUGGAGAAGAUUGAUUGCGUGACCGUAGAGAAGCUCCAGCUUCUGGUUCCGGGAGGGCUGGACCGGACCAAAGUUAAAGGCCUGGUCCUCAGUGGUGAAGCAUUCGCGAAAUUUAACCAGUCGGAACGCAAGUCUAUCUGGAGGGUUUUGCGCCGUCGCGGUGAGAUUGUCCCAUCGCUUCACACUUUUUUCAAGGACCUUUCUUACCUCGAGGUCACAUCGAGCUGCCUUGGACGAUUAGUCGACCUCGCGGCCAUGCGCAAGCGCACCAUGCGGUCCGCCAUGAAGCAGAUCUACAACCCCGCAAGACAUGGUCGCGGUCGCUAUCAAAUGCAAGUGUCCGAGACGGAAUUCCGAUCAUGUUCCGGGACAGUGGAAGAAGGCAGAGAGAGUGGAUAUCGACAACUCUGGCUCUUUGCCUUUCGACACUACCUUCAAAUGCCGAAAGCGCGUCAGAAAAAGAAGCGACAUGCCAAAACCAAGUUCCGAGAAGCCGACGACGGAGUCGUGCACCGAAUGGCAUCCCUAGCCCUUCAACUAGGAUUCGACUCACCGCAGAUCCGACGUCUCAUAGACGACUCGCCAGAUCGCCGGCUUGCGCUGGAAGCGCUUCUGAAGGCGCGUGACCGUGAUCAGUAUCGAUACGAUUCUAUCGAUACGCUUGUCAAUCAGAUCGUGGCAUGUUUUAACGAGGCCGUUCCUGUCGAGAUUCGAGACCGUCGCGCCUCAGCUCCUUUUUCCACCAUCCCCAGACAGAGUCGAUGUGGGAAACCCAGCCUUGAGACUCACGAACAAGAGCAAAACUUUCUCUUCCUUGAUCAGAUGGAGAGCCAACCAUCGGAUGAGUCCAUUUCCGCGCUCUUUGUGAGAAGAUGUGUAUAUUUCGCUUUCUUUGGUCGACCAUCUGAGCCUCCCCCAGCCCCCAUUGGCGAAGAUAAUUCAACGCGCCAUAGCUCCCCUCAUCCGCCUCCGUCGCCACUGUUCGUCCCCGAAGAACACAAUCCGUUGGAUGACCACCAGAUGACGGGGAUCGCGGAUCAUGUCAACGACAGACCUGACACACCGCGUCGGAGCAGUAGACGCGAGGAGAGGCGGGAACGGCGACAGCGGCGACGGCAGAAGCAGGAACGGAGGCAGCAGAGAGAGUCUCGCCGUCAACAACGAAUGUCCAAUGGUGGGCAUGAAGGUGGACCGGCUGCCAGACGCCCUUCUGUAGACCAAAGCCACCGGGAAUCAAGUCGCGGGUCUUCCGGAAAUAUCACUGAAGUGGAAAUCGACGCUAGGAAUGAACACGAAUCUAGACAGCCGGAAGACACUAUAAUAGAGGAACUUAGAGGUAAUGCACUCACUGCUAGCCAUACGCCAGUUGAUCCACUGAUUGCGGAACCGAUUGAAACCGAAGCCACACUCGGGGAAGAUGUCCACGGGGUGGACACUCUUGAUGAUAUGAUGGCGCCAGAGAUCGUUAUCGAUGAUGUUGAGGACAACGCUAGACUGCACGGCUCCACAGAAGCGAAUCCACUAGGAGAGAUAGACGAAAACGAGUCUCUAACUCGACUCGAACCUGACCACCUUGGAGAACUGCCGUCAGGUCAUCUUAUAGAGGAUCGUCAAGCCGUUCUCAGUGCUGUAAAUCAGCAUAGGGCUGUUCGACGACGAGCCCGACCCUCAGUACUCAAGCGGACGGUCAAAUCCAGACGACAGGCUGCGGCACAGACCCGUCUACGCGGAAAGAAAUAUCGUCUGACGCAAGUAGAUAUAAAGCAGGGGCAUAAGUUCACCUCCGAUACAGAUCUCCCAAUCCAAAGUCCACUCGAUGACGUUGUAGCGGAAGAGAGGGCUCAAACGCUUGCGCAGUUAGAAGAGCGUCCAGUCAUCUCCGAAUCUGCUGUUGCAGAUCAUGCUGAUCUUCCCCAAACGUCACCCCUCCCUUCUGUGCCAGAGUUCCUUGAUAGAGUGCGCGAGCCCGAAAGUCCAGUGGAGGAGAGUCAUGAGCCCACCAACAUUGGGGAAGACCCGCACGAGACAGCAAUAGAGGACCGUAUUAUGACGCCAGAGAUAAUCAUCGACGAGCCGUCUCCUGAGUUGAACACCCCCACAGAAGCAGAUACACCACCGCGAGAAGUGGCUAACGGUGAGGCUCUAAUUCGACAAGAAGAAGACCACCGUCUUACAGAGUUUCCCUCCACACUCCGCUUAUCAAUACAGGACAGGGCUGCUCGACUGCGAUUAGCCAAAGCCAGACGACAGGCUGCUCGACGUUCCCGACACUUAGGACUCAAGCGAUCUGCCAAAGCCAGACGACAGGCUCCAGCACAAACACGUCUUGGCGGAAAAGACCAUCGUCUCACGCAAGUCGAUGUGACGCAAGGGCAUCAGUUCACCCCCGGUGCAGACCUUGGAGCUGAGAAUCUGCCUCCAACGGAGGAUCUCACCGGGCAGAGCCCACUUGAAGCGGUGGUGGCGGACGAGAGGGCGCAAACACUCGCCCAAUUAGAACAGCCUCCAGCCGUCUCUGAACCAGCCGUUGCUGAUCCUGCCAAUCCACCUCUGCCUUCGAUGCCAGAAUUGAUUGCUCGGUUGCGUGAGUCUGAAAGCCCGAUGGAAGGGAAUCAAGGAGAUGCAAUUGGGAAUCCUCCACAGGAGCAUCCUCAGGAAGAGCUGCGGCAGGAACGCAGUGAACAGCCGAGCCGAGAAGCUGCGAGGCCGGAAGCAGUGACUGACGACGGGGAACCCCGUCGAAAAGUCCCGAUAGACAAGAGAAUCGCUGAGGAAGCACGACGUCGACGAGAAGCCAAGCAGCGGGUAGAGAAUACUCCGCGAGCAGCCCAGGAACUCGAAAAUGACUUCACUCAGACCCAGAGCGGGGACGAUCUCUUCAAUGACGACGACAAUAGUGAGCCCGCGCCGCUGGAAGGCAAUCCUGCUGCUGCUGCUGGUGGAGAAAGUCAGCAGCGUCCAUCAACCAGCUCACCCAGCCAACCGCUUAAGGCUGGGCGAAAACAAUUUGCUCGGCAUGCUCGCCAGCGUCCAUAUGGGCGUCCGAUCGAGAAAGGCCAAGGCGACCGGGAUAGACCACUCACGCAGAUCAAUAUGCAGCUGACUGCUUCCGAUCAACCCACCAUUGCCUACGGAAAUCCGCCACUACCGUCCCUUCCUCCGGAUGAGCAACGGUUGACCGAGAACCCGCCCAACACGCUUCCAGUUCCCCAGCCCAGUGAUGGUAGUGUCGAGCGCAGGAGGAAAGCAGCCAACCUGAUUCGGGAACGGCGGCCACCCGGUGUUGCCAGUCCUCACGAGCCGUCCAAGGAUCUGGUCAUCUUCCGGGAAUGGACUGGGACUCGGUGGAUGGAGCACACGAGAGUUGCCGCUGAUCAAUCCGACCCGCUCCGCGUCGAGCGCGAAGCCAAGCGCUUUGUGGAAGCUCAUCACGCGCAGCUACGAGACGCGCGGAUGCGCAUCCUUAUGCCUUCACAAUGCCUUGCGUCGGCUCGACAGGAUGGGAGCCAUUCCGUGUUUCUGAUCUUUGAGAAUAAGACCAUUACGCCCGUCAUGGAAAAGGAGGCAGCGUUGUUCAUGCACUCCAGACACCACCGCCCUUAA